CACACUAGCUCAAAGGCAUUACUCAAUAUGCAUGCUGAAAGAGACACCUGGACGUUGUUUGUAACAGUCGUAGGGCUCUCUCUCUUAGUUUUUUGCACCAAUCUAACUUUGUUGACAUAUGACCAAAAAGAAGAUAUCAAUAUAUGCCCAAAAUACUCCAAGAAUUUAGUGGGAUCAAUAACUCCAAACCUUACGGAUACAUCCUACAAAGACUUGGAGUCAAGAUUUACAUGGCUGCGAACAGGAGGCCACUAUACACCCACAGGAUGCAAACCGAGAGAACGGGUAGCCAUUUUGAUACCAUUCCGUAAUCGGGGUAACCAUCUAAGGAUUUUGCUGAACAAUUUACAUCCAAUAUUAUAUCGUCAGCAACUUGGGUAUACCAUAUAUGUUUUGAAACAGGCUAACGAGAAACCAUUCAAUAGAGGAAAGCUGUUCAAUAUUGGAUACAAAGAAGCAAAAAAGUUUAAUCAUACUUGCUUUGUCUUCCAUGACGUUGAUCUAAUUCCUGAGAAUGAUAAAAUACUUUAUGGAUGUGUAAGGAGUCCCAUGCAUUUGUCAAGAGCAGUUGAUGCAUUCAACUACAAACUUCCUUACAAAAAUAUACUGGGAGGAGUCGCUGCUUGGAAAACAAAAGAGUUUGAACAGGUGAAUGGCUGGUCCAACUUGUUUGUGAACUGGGGUGGAGAAGAUGAUGAUUUGAGCUGCAGAACAAUAGCAAACAAAUUGUCAAUCUUUCGUUUUCCGAACUCGGUGGCAAGGUACACAAUGUUGAAGCACAGACGGACCCCUGUUAACACCGCGAGACACAGGCAGUUAAAAGACAGCUAUACUCGGUAUAAGAUUGAUGGUUUGUCAUCAUUGGUAUAUCGAAGCCCAAAAAUCCAACGUUAUCAGUUAUUCACCAUGGUGUCAAUAAAUACGUGAAAAUCUUGUUCUGAAAGGUUUUCAACUAAUACAUUUACAUAUAAGAUAGGUAAAAACUGUACAGCUUGAAAAUGUUCCUCUGCGCUUAUUUCUAAACAAAAUGCAAAGUCUGGAUAUUUAAGAAGAAAUAUUGAAGAUUGACGUAAAAUACCUUAUAUGAUUUCUUACUGAAAGCCUUGUUCAGUGAAAUACAUUUGCAGACCCUUAUUAUUUGAGCGUAUGUUUCAUUGGAAUAUUUAUAUAUAAUUGUUUGAUUAUCUUAUCUUAGUGUAUAAUAUGAAGAAAAAGAAAGCAAUAUAAUAUUGAACAUUU
Messenger RNA from Magallana angulata, 1239 nucleotides. RefSeq names its product beta-1,4-N-acetylgalactosaminyltransferase bre-4-like. The coding region runs from base 28 to 927 and encodes 299 amino acids. The record is from RefSeq and is a predicted model, not a curated record. The transcript has 6 exons. NCBI's taxonomy places the organism in Eukaryota, Metazoa, Mollusca, Bivalvia, Ostreida, Ostreidae. Gene Ontology annotation, molecular function: N-acetyl-beta-glucosaminyl-derivative 4-beta-N-acetylgalactosaminyltransferase activity. Gene Ontology annotation, biological process: carbohydrate metabolic process; glycosphingolipid biosynthetic process.